CCGCGCAGUCCGACCAUCGCGCGGCUAGCUCGGCCACCGGCGCCGGAGCUCCGCGCCUCCCGGCGCCGCCCCGCGCCGCCUCCCCUAACUCUUUGCCCCGUCGGGACUCGUCACUUCCGCCAUCCCCAGGCCGGGGUUGGGGCGGGGAACGCGGGGGAGGGGGACCAGGUCCGAGGGAAGCCCGCCCGCGCGCGAGCAGGGACUACAUUUCCCGAGGGGCCUCGGCUGCGGCGGGGUGGCGGCGGCGGCGGGCGCGGCAACGUCCCCCGGAAGUGGAGCCCUGGACUUCCACUCGUGCGUGAGGCGAGCGGAGCCAGAGUCGAGACCAGAGGCCGAACUAGGGAUCUGACAAGAUGGCCGGGCUGCCCCGCAGGAUUAUCAAGGAAACCCAGCGUUUGCUGGCGGAACCGGUUCCUGGCAUUAAAGCAGAACCAGAUGAGAGCAACGCUCGUUAUUUUCAUGUGGUCAUUGCUGGCCCCCAGGAUUCCCCCUUUGAGGGAGGGACUUUUAAACUUGAACUAUUCCUUCCAGAAGAAUACCCGAUGGCAGCCCCUAAAGUACGUUUCAUGACCAAAAUUUAUCAUCCUAAUGUAGACAAGUUGGGAAGAAUAUGUUUAGAUAUUUUGAAAGAUAAGUGGUCCCCAGCACUGCAGAUCCGCACAGUUCUGCUAUCGAUCCAGGCCUUGUUAAGCGCUCCCAAUCCGGACGACCCAUUAGCAAACGAUGUAGCGGAGCAGUGGAAGACCAACGAAGCCCAAGCCAUAGAAACAGCUAGAGCAUGGACUAGGCUAUAUGCCAUGAAUAAUAUUUAAAAUCGAUCUGAUCAUCAAGUGUGCAUCACUUCUCCUGUUCUGCCAAGACUUCUUCCUUUUUUGUUUGCAUUUAAUGGACACAGUCUUAGAAAACAUUACAGAAUAAAACCCCAGACAUCUUCAGUCCUUUGGUGAUUAAAUGCACAUUAGCAAAUCUAUGUCUUGUCCUGAUCCACUGUUGUAAAGCAUGAGCAGAGGCUAGAAGUACCAUCAGGAUUGUUGUGAAACGUUUAAAAGCGGUGGCGCCUCUCUGCUUUUAUUCAUGUCCCCCGUGAUGGUUAAGGUACACAGCACUGUGAAUGAAGGCAGUUGUCAGGGUUAGCUGCAGGGGUGUGGGGGUUUCCUCUUCAUUAUUGUUUUGAGGGGGGAGAGGUAGUUUUACUUUAAUUUUGUGGGCUCCUUUCCCCCUUUUUAUGGUGAUCUAAUUGCAUUGGGUAAAAGCAGCUAACCGGUUCUUUAGAAUAUGCUCUCUAGCCAAGUCUAACUUUAUUUAGACGCUGUAGAUGGACAAGCUUGAUUGUUUGAACCAAAAUGGGAACAUUAAACAUCACAGCCCUCACUAAUAACAUUGUGACUUUGCUGUCAAGUGUAGAAUCCUUCCUUCAAAAAAAGCUUGUGACCAUUUUGUAUGGCUUGUCUGGAAACUUCUGUAAAUCUUAUGUUUUAGUAAAAUAUUUUUUGUUAUUCUA
This is a messenger RNA of Suricata suricatta (meerkat), 1501 nucleotides long. It is a transcript of the gene UBE2N, whose product is annotated as ubiquitin conjugating enzyme E2 N. The record is from RefSeq and is a predicted model, not a curated record. The coding region runs from base 354 to 812 and encodes 152 amino acids. Lineage: Eukaryota; Metazoa; Chordata; Mammalia; Carnivora; Herpestidae. The transcript has 4 exons.